Bursaphelenchus okinawaensis is the source of this 533-nucleotide messenger RNA. Lineage: Eukaryota; Metazoa; Nematoda; Chromadorea; Rhabditida; Aphelenchoididae. The record is from the annotation of a GenBank genome assembly.
AUGUCGGUAGUCAACGGAGCAUUUCAAUUAGGCGUUGACGCGCCUUCGUUUACUUCGACUUGUAUGCACGAAGUCAUAUGGAUCUACUUGGUCGUGUACUUGGGGGCAACGUUAUUAGCUAGUGUUAUAUACAUAAUUAUUGGGUCGCUUUGGGUUUCGGUACCAAUGUUUCCAUCAUUGGAAUAUGUUAGCAAUUAUCAAUGGUGCAUUCGAAGAAUCUUCUAUGAACUUCAGGAUGGAAAGGAGCCAUUAAUUGAUGGUAUGCUUGGUUUUUUUGUAUUAUUUGUUUUUCCUUUUAAUGUAUGAUGGAAUAUACCUGCGACAACGAAUUUCACUUCCACUAUAAACAUAAAUUUUAUAUUUCUAAUCAAACUAAGGAGAAUAUACUUUCAGAAUACACGGACAUGAACCAAAUUGCCAUCGAGAUGCUAAAUCAGAAUCGAUUUGUAUGUUCACCACCCGCAAAGCAGAGCAAUAGCUUCAUGGGUUCGGUCGGAUACAGCCCUCGCGGUUUCAAGGAAAAACAACAAUAA